This is a messenger RNA of Trypanosoma theileri, 447 nucleotides long. Its product is annotated as prefoldin subunit 2. The transcript has a single exon. Gene Ontology annotation, molecular function: protein folding chaperone. Gene Ontology annotation, biological process: protein folding. Lineage: Eukaryota; Euglenozoa; Kinetoplastea; Trypanosomatida; Trypanosomatidae. Gene Ontology annotation, cellular component: cytoplasm; prefoldin complex. The record is from RefSeq and is a predicted model, not a curated record. The coding region runs from base 1 to 447 and encodes 148 amino acids.
AUGACAUCAAGCAACGCCGCCAGCAACAAUCUCUCCGAGGAGGCUAUUGUGCAGCGUUAUCAGCAGAUGCGGCAGGAGUGUCUCACACUUGUCUCCCGCAUCUCUGAACUAGAGAAUGAAUUACAUGAGCACAAACUGGUGGCCGACGCACUCCGACCACUCAACGGUGAUCGCCGCUGCCACCGCCUUGUUGGUGGGGCUCUCAUUGAACGCACGGUUGCGGACAUUCUGCCGGAAUUGGAGGAGAACAUUAACGCCAUUCAAGAGGCUGUGGAACAGAUAAACAAACGACUCACAGAGAGACAAACGGCAAUGGAGGAGUUUGCGAGAAAACACGGCGUGAAGGUGGCUCAGCAAAACGGUCAGACACCCGCUAAUGUGAACAGCGAUGCGGAGGCGGCACGGAAGGCCUCAGACAACGCAGAUCAGAGAGGUGUACUCGUGUAA